Messenger RNA from Symbiodinium necroappetens, 1158 nucleotides. NCBI's taxonomy places the organism in Eukaryota, Dinophyceae, Suessiales, Symbiodiniaceae. The record is from the annotation of a GenBank genome assembly.
AUGCCUUUAGACACCGAAACCCUGGUUCAGUUAAGACAGACAGUCCGACGAUUUGUUGAUGAACGCCUCAUCCCACUGGAACAACAGGUGUCAGAAACCGACCAAAUGCCCGCGGAACUUGUGCAGGAAAUGCGCGAACUGGGUUUGUUUGGCCUGACCAUUCCGGAGCAAUAUGGUGGCCUGGGAUUAAACACUUACGAAGAAUGUCAGGUAGUCAUGGAACUGGGUCGGGCCGCUCCGGCGUUUCGAUCGAUCAUCGGGACCAACAAUGGCAUUGGCUCGCAAGGCAUUGUCAUGGAUGGCACCGAGGCGCAAAAAGCACAUUACCUGCCGCGCCUGGCCAGCGGCGAAUACAUCGGCUCCUUCGCUCUGACCGAGCCGGAUGCUGGCUCCGACGCUGGUGCUGUAAAAACCAAAGCCGUCAGAGACGGUGACGAUUUUGUCAUCAACGGCACCAAACGCUAUAUCACCAACGCACCCAGCGCCCAGGUCUUUACGGUUUUUGCGCGCACAGAUCCUGACUUACCAGGCUCUCGCGGUGUUUCUGCCUUCAUCGUCGAUGCCAACACAACAGGCAUCUCCCUGGGUCCGGCAAACAAGAAGAUGGGACAACAGGGCGCCCACGUCUGCGACGUCAUGUUUGAUGAUGUGCGUGUGCCCGCAGAUAACAUCAUUGGUGGGCUACCCAACAUGAACAAAGGGUUUCUGACGGCGAUGAAAACCCUCGACCGCGGGCGAUUACAUAUCUCCGCACUGUCUGUAGGUUGUGCAGAGCGAUUGUUGGAUCUGUCGGUAAACUAUGCAGUGGAGAGGAAACAGUUUGGCCAACCCAUCGCCGAAUUCCAGCUGCUGCAGGGCAUGAUGGCAGACUGUAAAGCGGAGAGUUAUGCCGCACAGUGUAUGGUGCUUGAUGCUGCCAAACGACGGGAUGAAGGGGAAAACGUGACUACCCUUGCUUCCUGCUGUAAAUUAUUUGCCACCGAAAUGGUCGGGCGAGUAGCGGACCGAGCCGUUCAGAUCCAUGGCGGCGCAGGCUAUAUGGAAGAAUAUGCUGUGGCUCGUUUCUACCGAGACGUGCGUUUGUUUCGCAUUUACGAAGGCACCAGCCAGAUUCAACAGGGCAUUAUCGCGCGCAAUCUGAUCAAAGCCGCCAGCUAG